Molecule: messenger RNA, 2766 nt
Organism: Colletes gigas
Lineage: Eukaryota; Metazoa; Arthropoda; Insecta; Hymenoptera; Colletidae
Product: early growth response protein 1-like
Exons: 3
Coding region: 723-2045 (440 amino acids)
Biological process (GO): regulation of transcription by RNA polymerase II
Molecular function (GO): RNA polymerase II cis-regulatory region sequence-specific DNA binding; DNA-binding transcription factor activity, RNA polymerase II-specific
Source: RefSeq, a predicted model, not a curated record
GAUAAUAAACCGAAUAAAUCGGUCGUGCCGGUUGAAAAAUGUACCGGCGGGCAGACGCCUAGAUACUUAGCGAGAACGACGUGGCAAGAAAAAUAACGUCUGCUCGAAGAAUCAUUAAUCAUUAACUACGCGUGCGAGGAUGCAAAGCGCGUUCCGGGAAAAGCAACGCGGCUCGGGAAAUUUUCCUCCGUCGCAGUCAACGUUGCGGGAAAGAUAAAAUAUCCUGCUCCGCCGGGCAGAAAAAGAAAAGAAGGAAGUAGAAGUGAAAUCGUCGAACAGCGGCGCGCGCGGUCGUUCGUACGAAUAAUAAAUGUUUUUGUCGUAACGUGUGCGCGUCGAACGGGACAAAGGAGGCAAAGAAAGGUAAGAGAGGCGAAACGUACAAUUCGGGGGCUCGUCGUGUCCGCGACGCACCACGGUCAGACUACGAGGAGGAAGAGUCGUAGGAAGGGAAAAGGCGUCGAGAUGGAGAGAGCGAGUCAGAUAGCUACGGCGGUAGGCGUAGGAGGGUUGAAACUGCAUGACGCUUGGGGAGCGCAGUGAUACCAUGACGUAUCGACCGAACGCGCCACGCGGACUGACGUCAUGAUCACGGCCUCAGUCAGACCGCGAGCACGUGAACAGCACGCCGGUGAUCAUGCGGUCGUUGGCUGAUAACGCCGCUCCGAUUGGCCAGCCACGGCGAGCCCCUCGACGCGAUUGGCUGGAGCAGUACGCGCCGCAUGAUCACGCACACCACGGCCACGGCGUGUCCAACCAGCCGACCUGAGAAAGCUUCAUUGCGUUACCAGACGUUCAACGGUUACGUCCAUUGCGGCUUUUUUCGCACGGUAUACCGUAUACGCGAGACCGAGUUUUCCCGUCGCUGGUCGAGCCUCUUUAACGUACUACAGUUUCACGCCACGUUUUUUUUCCAAAAGAUGGAUACGAAUCAAACACUGCUCUCACCACCGGCCUCACCCCAAUUCAGACACAUUGAGCCGCUUCAAUCGUCGUUCAGCGUCGCGGCACUUUUGGGGGACAAGCUGCUGCAGAAAACGAAGAGUACCGAGAUAAACGCGAAAAAAGACGACGAUGGAAAUGCAUGGCCUGGUUUACCCCCGACACCUCAGCCUUCCGAUUCGGAGGAGGACGAGCCUCUUCGAAAACGGCGAUGCUUAGAGCAAUGUGAAUUGGCGAAGCUAUUGCUGGACGGUACACCACCUCCGAGUCCAGAACCUGCUCGUGUGUCGGUGAUAAUGCAUGCCAAUCGUGACGGUACCUGUAGUCCAGUCAUAUUAACGCCAAAGACUACAACCACAACCUCACAACCGAUUCCACGUGUGGCACUGGUCUCCGGGCCGCAGUCGGAACCAAACUCACGGCGGAGCACCACGGAACCGGAGAAUGUUCUCAAGAGCCUGAAAUUCAAAAUGAGCCUGCGGAAGGAGGAGAUUAUCGUGAACAAUAAAAACACGGACCGUGAGAUUACACAGCCAAAAUUACAUCUUUUGGCACCAAAACCAGCACCGAUUAUGGUUACCGGACUUCUUGGAUCACCUUUGGUUUUACCGCGAGCACCUCUCCUAUUGGUAACCGCGCCUACGGCUACCACCACGACAAGUUUAUCUACUCAAGAGUCGGUUGCUCGACGUCGUGUUUACGAAUGCGAGCAUCCAGGUUGUGGGAAAAAUUACUUUAAAUCGUCCCACUUGAAAGCACACACGCGAACCCACACGGGUGAACGGCCGUUUUCGUGCCCGUACGAAGACUGCAGUAGACGGUUUUCAAGAAGCGACGAACUGUCACGGCACAAGCGCACGCAUACCGGCGAGAAAAAGUUCGCCUGCACGGUCUGUCAAAGAAGAUUCAUGAGAAGCGACCAUUUGGCGAAACACGUGAAACGGCACGUCAGAGACAGAUCUUCGUCCGUCGGUGUGACCGGUAUUCAAGCUUCCGUUACGCAGAUGACAGCAGCGCCUUUAAAGGUUAGCUUACUUCCUGUUAUAGCGCCACGAAUAACACAAUCAACUCAUCAAAUCAUACCACCGCAAUUGGCGGCUUAAACAGCGCUAGGAGAGUGACGUGGUGUCAUUUGAUAUGCUUGUACCAUACCUUAAAGGCUGCGAACCGAGCUUUAAUUAUCGCAGGAUUGAGAACCAUUCCAACGUCGUGAACAAAAUCGAAAAAAUUUAUUAUCUUCCGAUGGAUAAUCGAAAACCGAAUCUACACGUGACGAUAGAUGUCCUCCGAAUUUGUGAAAAAUGAAAAUGAUCGUCGGAGGGUUUUCGUACGUUCUCGAUGGAACUGACGUGAAGAAUAUGACUGCGUCGAGAUUGGAGGAAUUACAAGCAAGAGUGAGUCCCCGCUUGCCUCUUUAACGAGUAUCACAUCGUGAUUGUGUAAAACGAAUUAACACGAGGCGUACUUACUAGGAAGGGACCUAAAGGCACGAGGAGCGGUGAUAAGUCAUGAAAACGAGGCUUCUUUGCCGUCCGUGAACCAAGUACCUAAGUGUGUCUGUGAUCUGUGAUGCAUAAGCGCGUUGACCGAGAAAAGAGUAUUUAUUUAAAAAUUCAAAGACAGUUUUUAUGAAUUAAACACAUAACGGCUAUGCAAAAAAGGAACGCUAUAGUUAUGCAGUUUUCAUUAUCGUCGACUAGUUAUAUAUGUUAAUUAUAGAUCAUAUAUGUAUAUCUCGUCCGGUUCAGACAUCCUGCCGGGCAACCUAAGACUUCUUACUGUAAAGAUAAGUUUUAAUGAUUUUUCUACAAGAUCAGAGAUUAA